GUGAGAGAGCUAAAGGAUUCUCUGUCUGUCUUCAGGGGGAAGAGAGCUCACCAUCAGCUGGAAAAAUGCCAGUUAUAGAUGUAGAGAACCUAACAGACUUGGAUAAGGCUAAAAUGGAAGUAGAUCAGUUGAAGCAAGAGGUGAAGCUGGAAAGGGAAAAGGUGUCUAAAUGUUGUGAAGAAGUCAUGGAAUACAUACAGAGUGGUAUGGAUGAAGAUCCUCUGGUCAAAGGCAUCCCAGAAGAAAAGAAUCCAUUCAAGGAAAAGGGUGGAUGUGUUAUUUGCUAAUGUGGACAGAAUACUGCCCUUUUCCUUUUGACAAUUUAGACUCUGAUACCGCACACGGACACCUGCUCCUCUUUUAUCUUACCCAGUAUCUUCUCUGCUGCCUGAAACAGAGAAAAGACAGUUGAGAAUAUAGAUGCUAAAAUUACUCUAAAUGACACGGAUAUGAACCGUCUCCCAUCUUCCUGUGUGUUCCCCUUUGAAGUGGUAUAAUAAAACAAAUCAUUUUGUGCA
Messenger RNA from Silurus meridionalis, 518 nucleotides. It is a transcript of the gene gngt1, whose product is annotated as guanine nucleotide binding protein (G protein), gamma transducing activity polypeptide 1. The record is from RefSeq and is a predicted model, not a curated record. The coding region runs from base 66 to 287 and encodes 73 amino acids. Gene Ontology annotation, biological process: G protein-coupled receptor signaling pathway. NCBI's taxonomy places the organism in Eukaryota, Metazoa, Chordata, Actinopteri, Siluriformes, Siluridae. Gene Ontology annotation, cellular component: heterotrimeric G-protein complex. Gene Ontology annotation, molecular function: G-protein beta-subunit binding. The transcript is spliced from 3 exons.